Messenger RNA from Caenorhabditis elegans, 1110 nucleotides. It is a transcript of the gene F46F5.10, whose product is annotated as Nucleotid_trans domain-containing protein. The coding region runs from base 1 to 1110 and encodes 369 amino acids. The transcript is spliced from 8 exons. The record is from RefSeq and is marked reviewed. NCBI's taxonomy places the organism in Eukaryota, Metazoa, Nematoda, Chromadorea, Rhabditida, Rhabditidae.
AUGAGAUUUUCCUGGACUCGUGUGAUUUUGGCAGUGAACUUUUUGGUUUUUGUAUGGAUGCUCUACAAAAGCAUAGAAUAUCCUGUUCCUGCUCAUUAUUCAAAAUCGAAUGUUUUGCGGGAAAAUGCAUACUUCAAUAAAAAAUCAAGAACAAUUCGAAUAGAAUCGUCAUGUGAAUGUGUUUCGAAUCAGACAAACAAGUCGUAUGACUUUUGUUAUAGAAAUCCUAGAAAUGAGUCAUUGGUUGGAAAACGUUUCAAUUGUGAUUGGUUGAGCACUUUAGAGGAUAUGAAAUUAGUUGAUGCUCCAGAUCAAGAAAUGGUUGAUAUGUCGAAUCCAUCACGUAAUGAAUCAGAUGUUAUAUUUGUAUCUGCCAUUUCAUCAAACCACAUUGGAAAUUUUAACCAAAUGAACAAGCUGCUAAUCCAACACUUCCCACAUCAAAAAGUCUUAUUGUAUUCUCUGGAUCUAUCAGAUAAUGAACUUGAAACAUUGGAUAAGAAUGUUAUCAUUCGAAAGUUCAAUUAUGCAAAAUAUCCAAAUUAUGUGCGGAAUUUGAAGGAAUAUCGAUUUAAAGCAUUGAUUUUGGCGGAAGUGAUAAGUGAAUAUUCAAAUGUUUGGUGGCUCGAUGCUCAUAAUAGAUGGCUCCAACCAAAACCAUUGAGUUAUAUGUAUGAAGAAAUGGCUCAAUGUUAUAAUAAUGAUGAUUGUAAAAAGAACUCUUCAAUAUUCAUGUUUCUCAACUCAACUCAUAGUAACUAUGCUGUAUUGAAUUAUGGGCUUCUUGAUUACUUUCCAACAUAUGAUCUGAAUGAACUGAAAACCAAUGAAGCGGGACUUCAAUUGUCUGCAAUGUUCGUUUAUUUGGCAAGAACUCCAUUUACGUUAGAAGUUCUCAAAUGGCAUACUCUAUGCGCAUUAGAAGAUAAGUGUAUGAAUCCACCAAAGGCUAAACUUGAAUGUAAAACUAUUCCAUCUUGGGACAUUUAUGCAGAAUGUUUCCGGUAUGAUCAAUCAUCGAUCAAUCUUAUCAUGUUCAACUUUUUCCGUAACCAUAAUCAUUAUUUCAUGGAUGCCGGCAGUUUGACUCGCACUUACGAGCAUUAUUAA